AUGAGGGACAUCAUUGAGCCUACCGAACCCAUGGUCGUUCAGACAAAGGUGGAAUGUGGCAGUCGCGAAGCAAAGAUAGGCGCGUCAGGGAUUCUACCAUCCCAGAAGCGCACAAUCAUCGUAUCGCCUAGCCUGGAUCUGUUCAUUCUGCAGUUCGACAAUCCUGACAUGCUCAGCUGGUCUUUGUCAGAGGAUAUCGUUCCCUUCGACACAAUCCCGAGCCCGAUGCAAAUACGGCAUGUAGGGUGGCAGUACCAUCCAAUCUGGGCCUCGAGCUUACAAGACUCUCCAUGGAUUGGAAGCCUUGACUCUUGUGCUCAUAUAUUGUAUACGGCCGAAGUCAAGGGACCGGAGCCCAAGGUCUUCGAAACAGAUAAUUUUCGACUUAUAGAGGUGUUGUUGGAUGAGAAUGUACUUUCGCCGGAGCAGCUGCGGUGGGAUGAGGUGGUCGCAGAGGGUGAUCCCUACACUGUCAGCGACUUUCUCGCCUUUGUGACAAAGCUCCGACUCGCCACUUGCACUGAUCACGCGGUAUGGGUUUCGCAAGACAGGACUCCAUUGGAGCAGUCCCUAGGUCGAGCCCUGCCCGGACUCGACCUUGAAAAACUCGAGGCACUAAACCCCUGGUACAGUCCCGGCAUUACUGUUCCAGGGAGGAUAUACAAAAUCCCUUACGACGAAAGUAUGACCAUCGUCCCACCAGCUUCUUGGGCCGGCGGUUGUCCCAAAACCCUAGUGCUUGACAGUAGAGAGAGGAAGGCAGAGGCCCAAUCUUCAGAACAGCUGGAACAUAUAGUCGCGCGUGCCAGCACCAACGCAGAGAACCUGCUCAGAAUAAUAUCAAGGCAAGGUCUAUUGGCGCCAGCGAUAACUCCAAGGGGACAAAAACGCCUUCUACGACUUACUCAAGCACAAAGGCAGCUCCGAAGACAAUGGGAACAGCCAAUGCAUUGUCCUGCUGGAAGGAAACCCACCCCACAGAAAAGUUUGAUUCAAGCCAAGACCUGA
Molecule: messenger RNA, 1008 nt
Organism: Fusarium poae
Lineage: Eukaryota; Fungi; Ascomycota; Sordariomycetes; Hypocreales; Nectriaceae
Exons: 3
Coding region: 1-1008 (335 amino acids)
Source: RefSeq, a predicted model, not a curated record